GUUCGUUGGUCCAAUCGGGUGAAGCGUGUGAGGCUCAGGAAAGAAGCCGAUGAUAUGGCAGCUUCGGGGGUGACCAGGUGGAACUCGCUUUGUUCACGCGACCAAAACACGAACACGCUGUGAGUGAGCGACGGUGUCCGCGCUGCUGCUGCUGUUCCCGCUCGAAAUGAUUUACCUCAUUCUCGUUUCCGUGUUCUCCGGAGCUGCCGUGACGUUGUUAUUACAGUUCCUGCUCAUUUACCGGAGGAGCCCGGAGCCUGUCGGCAGGACGGUGCAGUACGUCAAAGUAGUGCCUGAAAACACGCUGAAGGAUUACUUUAACAGUCAGCAUGUCGAUGCUGGACAGCAGCAGCUACAGCUGGAGAGCGCAGCAGCAGCAGCAGCAAAGCCGCAUGAGGCGGCCUCAGCGCGGCAGCAGCAGCAGCAGCAGGAGGCGGCGGCUGUCAGCGGCGGCAGCCCCAAACAAGCGCCGCCACCUCCUCCUCCUCCUUACAGCGACUCCAGUGAUGCGACCAAACCCGAAACGUGCAAUUUCCUCAACGCUAUAUUCCUCUUCCUGUUCAGAGAGCUGCGGGACACUCCUGUGGUCAGACACUGGCUCACCAAGAAGAUAAAGGUGGAGUUUGAGGAGCUGCUGCAGACCAAGACCGCAGGUCGCCUCCUGGAGGGACUGAGCCUCCGGGACAUUUCCUUGGGAAACUCUCUGCCCGUGUUCAAAAGCGCCACGCUGAUGAAGCCGGUGCACGUGAACGAGGACGGCAUGCCCGAGGAGCUCAACUUCGAAGUGGACAUCGAGUACAAUGGCGGCUUCCACCUCGCCAUCGACGUGGAGCUGGUGUUCGGCAAGUCCGCUUACCUGUUCGUGAAGAUGCGGCGCGUGGUGGGCAGACUAAGGCUGCAGUUCACGCGCAUGCCCUUCUCCCACUGGUCCUUCUCCUUCCUGGACGACCCACUGGUGGACUUUGAGGUGAAGUCUCAGUUUGAAGGCAGACCGCUGCCACAGCUCACUUCCAUUAUAGUCAACCAGCUGAAGCGGGUCAUCAAGAAGAAACACACCUUACCCAACUAUAAGAUCAGAUAUAAGCCCUUCUUCCCGUUCCAAGUGCAGCCACCCCUGGGCUCGUCGUGUGACGUGGACCUGUCGGUGCAGGAGAGCAGGCUGGUGGAGGGCCAACUCAGAGUCACACUCAUUGAAUGUAGCAGAUUGUUCAUCCUCGGCUCCUACGACAGAGAAACUUGUGUUCACUGCACGCUGGAGCUGAGCAGCCACCAGUGGAAGGAGAAGACGCGCUCCUCCAUCAAAAAGACAGAGGUUAUCAAGGGGCCAUGUGGCAGCGUGGGAAUGACCUUCAGGCAUGUUCCUGCCACUGAGGGGGAUGCUGUGCACGUCAGCAUCGAGACGGUCAUGCCUAACUCCCCUGCAGCGCUGGCAGAUCUGCAGAGAGGUGAUCGCCUCAUUGAUAUUGGAGGUGUUAAAGUGACAUCCUCAGUUCAAGUGCCCAAACUGUUGAAGCAGGCCGGAGACAGGGUGGUGGUGCGAUAUGAGCGACCAGUCCGUCACCAGACUUCUUCUUUAGGAAGCUUGGGAACUCACCAGGAAGGCUUUGGACAGCUGGAAGAAACCGGGUUUGUCCCACAGCCAGGUGGCUAUGAGGAAGACCCAGCCCCAAUCACCACCCUUUCUGAUAUAUCUGACAGCAAAGACAUGGACUCUGAGUUUGAAGAGUUGGUUGUGGACUCCAAACCAAGCCAGACUGUUGGCCCUAACAACAGUACCACAAAUACCAGUGAAACAAAGGACGAUUUGUUACUUACAGUUAACCAAAGCCCCAAAAGGACUGUGGCCAACUUGGCCUCCAAGCCCCUUGGUACCAUAUCACCCAUUCUUAACCGCAAGUUAAACCUGGUGGGUCUCCAGUCACCACUAAAGCCUCAGCCCAAAGAAUCACCAAAGCCCUCAGCACAUAAGACUGGUAGUGAUCCAGGGGAGGGUCUGCAGCGCCCCACUGUUCCUCCUCCGCCCCCUCCCUCUCGCCCCCCAGUGCCGCCAAGACCUCAGAUACGGUUGACUUCAGCCUCCUCAGAAACCAGUCUUUUGGAAGGUCUUGAUUCUGUUACUAGUACCAGUGCUACUAUUACUUCUGUUAUGACAACCACCACCAGUUGUUCUGAAAAAUCUCCAGAAAAGGCUCCUCUUAUUGGUGCCAAUGAGGACAAGGCUGGCCCUGAGAAGAUGUUUGUCAAACAGGCAGAGGCAAAGCAGACUACCAAGCUCACUGAGUCCAGUGAUGAGCUGCCAGUCCCUUCAACUGCACCCAGUAGUACCAAGGCUGAUCAAGCAAAGGACAAAGCUUCAGAGAACUUGUGCAGCACACGGGACAGUCUAGAGGACCACACCAUCUGGGAAUCCCCAGAAACUAUGUUUCGCAACCAGACAGCUCAAUGGGGCAAAGCCUCUAUGGUGUUUGAUGUUGAGAGCAACCACAAGUACCUUAAUGUGGCCCUGUGGUGCAAAGAUCCCUUUAAGCUGGGUAGUUUGCUGUGCCUGGGUCAUGUGAGCCUCCAGCUGGAACAUGUAGCCCUGGAAUGUAUGGCUACAUCUUCAGCAGAGUACCAGAGCACCUUUAGGCUGGGUCCUCCAGAACCCAAAGCCAAUGUCAGCCGCACUGCACUACGCAGUCUCAGCACUCACAAGGGUUUCAAUGAGAAGCUGUGUUAUGGGGACAUUACUCUGAACUUCUGCUACUUGGCCGAGGUUGACUCUGAGUGUCCAGUCGGGCUGGUUGAAAGGGAGCAAGAGCGGAGUCUACAUGAUGAAGAUCUAAAGGAGAGGGAAAGGGAGCAAAUCCCUUCAGCAGCACGCGAUGACUUGACCUACGGCGCCAUACAGUUGGUGGAGGUUCGCCACAACUUCCAAGACACACAGUUCCAGAACCCCACCUGGUGUGAAUACUGCAAGAAGAAAGUUUGGACCAAGGCAGCCUCUCAGUGUAUGGUAUGCGCCUAUGUUUGCCACAAGAAGUGCCAGGACAAAUGCCUCUCUGAGAGUCCCUUCUGUUUGGCAGCAACUGAACGUCGUGGAGCUGACCCUGAAGCCAAAUCCACCAUUAACCGAGCUACCACUGGCCUAACACGCCAUAUCAUCAACACCAGCUCCCGCCUGCUUAACCUCCGCCAGGUACCCAAGACUAGGCUAGUUGAGCAGGUGGUAGAUGUGCCUGGAACGGUGGAACCCUCACCCAAGCAUACACCCAACACUUCAGACAAUGAGAGCAGCGACACUGAGACCUACACCAGCGGCGCAAGCCCCUCAAAACAGCCCGUCAGUAGUGGUGGCAGCAGUAAACUGGUACGCAAGGAAGGUGGGUUGGAUGACAGCGUGUUCAUUGCUGUGAAGGAGAUUGGGCGUGACCUGUACAGGGGUCUGCCCACAGACGAGCGCUCUCAGAAGCUCGAAUUGAUGCUGGAUAAACUGCAGCAGGAAAUCGACCAGGAGCUCGAGCAUAAUAACGCCCUUCUGCUGGAGGAAAGGGAGGCCACCGAUGCCCGGCGCAAGGCCCUAAUCAGUACUGCCUUGGCCAAAUCUGGCGAGAGGCUGCAGGCCCUCACUUUGCUAAUGAUCCACUACAGGGCAGGUAUUGAGGACCUGGAGUCGGUGGAGAGCACCUCUCCUUCAGAGCAGCAAGGCUUUAAAGGAAAAGGAGAAGGCCUGGAGGACGAGGCUCUGAUGGGUACUGAGGUCUAUGACAGUGACAUCUGCAGUCCUGGGGAGCCGCCACUGCUGGAUGACAUCAGUGAAGAACAGAUCUGUGUGGAGGCUCUCCACUAAAGACGACUGUACGAAAAAAACAAGGACAAGGACUGUGCCCACGUUGUGUUCUUUGAGAGACGGCCAUUUUAAAUGUUGGGGGUUGUUGAGACUCCAGUGUUUGAUUUGAGACGUGAGUUAAAGUCAUGUUCAUUUUUGAUGCGUUUCUGUGUUUUUAAAGGGAAAUGUAAAAACUGUACUCUUACUGCACAUCUGUCCAGUUUUGUUUCCCCGUGGCUUCUAAAGGUCAUUGUGAGCGUUUCUGUCUGUAACUGCUUUGACACAUGGACUUUUCAGCAUGUGCAGACUUUUGUCAUCUGCUCGUCCGAAUCGUCUUCAUUUUGGAUAACGAGUCAAUAUGAAGGUCAUUAGAGUCACUUAGCAUACGCACAGCAGGUUCACACAUGCACCUCAUGUUUAAGCAUCACUCACACACAUCUUUUUGCUUUAAUAUAUUUAGAUUUUCACACUCAUUUGGUAUUUCAGGAUAAUUAUCUGUGGAACCUGAUGUAAAUUUGCCUCUUUGUAUUCGUCCGGCCAAACAUAACGGUGAAAACCGUGGUUUCCGUCCUGUGUUCUUUUCCUUUUUUAAAUGAUGUUACUGUGAGUUACGUUCCCUUUACGACCACACUGAACAUGUAAGAAUCGGCGAAGGCUAAUAACUUGUGAGUGAAGAGUGAGAAGGCACGUGAUUCACUCUGAUUGAUUUUUAUUUUAUUGUUAAUGAGGAGCUCUCACGACGUUACUCAAGCAUUUAUUUAUUUGAUCGCUUUAAUGUGUGUUUUUCUUUGGAUUUGUGGACAAAUUUUGGGCUUGAGGACAUUUUUGAUGGGUCAUCACAAUCUCAAAGGUGUGGUUGAGGGUAAACACAAUUUCAGUCAAUUUUGGAUCAGAGUGAGGCUACUGGUCCUGAGUGUCCUCAGAGCUGUGAUGUUAUUAUGCCUCUGUCAAAUGUUUUCAUACCCAAAUGAAUGUAAGUUGAGUUCGAUCUGUGUUUUGUGUACAUAAUGUGUUUGGCACCACAUUCACUGGUUUCCUUACAUCAAGCAUCUAUGUAGCCUGAUUCUGUUGUGACUAUCUACUGCUCCCACAAUGCUUUGCUGUUCAUCCCUCUUUUAGAAAUCAAAUGCUUGUCAAACAGGUGUAUCUUGCGUUUGUGUAGCUCGUGGGAAAAGAACAUUGAAAUUGCUAAA
Solea senegalensis (Senegalese sole) is the source of this 5001-nucleotide messenger RNA. It is a transcript of the gene pdzd8, whose product is annotated as PDZ domain containing 8. The record is from RefSeq and is a predicted model, not a curated record. Bases 167 to 3829 code for a protein of 1220 amino acids. Gene Ontology annotation, molecular function: protein binding; lipid binding. Lineage: Eukaryota; Metazoa; Chordata; Actinopteri; Pleuronectiformes; Soleidae. Gene Ontology annotation, cellular component: mitochondria-associated endoplasmic reticulum membrane contact site. The transcript is spliced from 5 exons. Gene Ontology annotation, biological process: mitochondrial calcium ion homeostasis.